AUGUCCUGUCCCCCAAACAACACAGCGUUUCCUUGUCCUCCAAACAACACGAUGUUUUCCUGUCCUCCAAACAACACAGCGUAUUCCUGUCCCCCAAACAACACAACGUAUCCAUGUCUUCCAAACAACACAACGUAUUCCUAUCCUACAAACAACACCGCGUAUUCCUGUCCCCCAAACAACACAGCGAUGUCCUGUCCCCCCAAACAACACAGCGAUGUCCUGUCCCCCAAACAACACAGCGUAUUCCUGUCCCCCAAACAACACAACGUAUUCCUGUCCCCCAAACAACACAGCGUAUUCCUGUCCCCCAAACAACACAGCGAUGUCCUGUCCCCCAAACAACACAGCGUAUUCCUGUCCCCCAAACAACACAACGUAUCCAUGUCUUCCAAACAACACAACGUAUUCCUAUCCUACAAACAACACCGCGUAUUCCUGUCCCCCAAACAACACAGCGAUGUCCUGUCCCCCAAACAACACAGCGAUGUCCUGUCCCCCAAACAACACAGCGUAUUCCUGUCCCCCAAACAACACAACGUAUUCCUGUCCCCCAAACAACACAGCGUAUUCCUGUCCCCCAAACAACACAGCGAUGUCCUGUCCCCCAAACAACACAGCGUAUUCCUGUCCCCCAAACAACACAGCGUAUUCCUGUCCCCCAAACAACACAGCGUAUUCCUGUCCCCCAAACAACACAACGUAUUCCUGUCCCCCAAACAACACAGCGAUGUCCUGUCCCCCAAACAACACAGCGUAUUCCUGUCCCCCAAACAACACAACGUAUUCCUGUCCCCCAAACAACACAGCGUAUUCCUGUCCCCCAAACAACACAGCGAUGUCCUGUCCCCCAAACAACACAGCGUAUUCCUGUCCCCCAAACACACAGCGAUGUCCUGUCCCCCAAACAACACAGCGAUGUCCUGUCCCCCAAACAACACAGCGAUGUCCUGUCCCCCAAACAACACAGCGUAUUCCUGUCCCCCAAACAACACAGCGAUGUCCUGUCCCCCAAACAACACAACGUAUUCCUGUCCCCCAAACAACACAGCGAUGUCCUGUCCCCCAAACAACACAGCGUAUUCCUGUCCCCCAAACAACACAGCGUAUUCCUGUCCCCCAAACAACACAGCGUAUUCCUGUCCCCCAAACAACACAGCGAUGUCCUGUCCCCCAAACAACACAGCGUAUUCCUGUCCCCCAAACAACACAGCGCUACACAACACCAUAAAAAAACAGAUAUUUAUGACAGCCAGUGUACAUGACAUGAUAGAAAUAUUACAAGGCUUAUAUGACAAUUAG
This is a messenger RNA of Pecten maximus, 1302 nucleotides long. Its product is annotated as extensin-3-like. The record is from RefSeq and is a predicted model, not a curated record. The coding region runs from base 1 to 1302 and encodes 433 amino acids. The transcript has 2 exons. NCBI's taxonomy places the organism in Eukaryota, Metazoa, Mollusca, Bivalvia, Pectinida, Pectinidae.